AGUUGAGAGCUGAAAUAGUAAUACACAAAGCAAAGUGAUAAAACCAAAAACGAAAAGGAAAAGACCCCAAAAAUAAAACAAACCCUAACGCCUUCCUAGGCGGCGUAGUUACUGAUCUUUGUUUGUUUAAAGCUUUUAGGGAUUCUCAAUCUUCGAUUCAAUCUUCUCUUCGUUUUCGAUUCGUUUAUACAUACGCAUAUAGAUUGUAGUAGCAGAGAGAGAUGGCGGAUCGAUUGACUCGUAUUGCCAUCGUCAGCUCCGAUCGGUGCAAGCCCAAAAAGUGCCGCCAGGAAUGCAAAAAGAGCUGUCCUGUUGUCAAAACCGGUAAACUGUGCAUUGAGGUCACUCCUGCAUCUAAAAUUGCUUUCAUCUCUGAGGAGCUGUGCAUUGGUUGCGGUAUCUGUGUUAAGAAAUGCCCAUUUGAAGCAAUUCAAAUUAUCAAUCUACCAAAAGAUUUGGAUAAAGAUACGACCCACCGAUAUGGCCCCAAUACCUUUAAAUUGCACAGGUUACCAGUACCGAGGCCGGGACAAGUUCUUGGUUUGGUUGGAACAAAUGGCAUUGGGAAGUCGACUGCCCUUAAAGUUUUGGCUGGGAAAUUGAAACCUAAUUUGGGCCGUUUCAAUAACCCUCCGGAUUGGCAAGAAAUCUUGGCAUAUUUCCGCGGAUCUGAACUACAGAAUUAUUUCACCCGUAUUUUGGAAGAUAAUUUGAAGGCCAUCAUCAAGCCCCAAUAUGUUGAUCACAUUCCAAAAGCAGUGCAAGGCAAUGUUGGGCAAGUGCUCGAACAGAAAGAUGAAAGAGACAUGAAAUCAGUACUUUGUGCUGAUCUUGAGCUGAAUCAGGUUUUGGAUCGCAAUGUAGGGGAUCUAUCUGGGGGAGAGCUUCAGAGAUUUGCUAUUGCUGUUGUUGCUAUACAGAAUGCAGAGAUAUAUAUGUUUGAUGAACCCUCAAGUUAUCUUGAUGUAAAACAGAGACUUAAAGCUGCCCAAGUUGUUCGAUCCCUGCUCAGGCCUAAUAGUUAUGUGAUUGUCGUGGAGCAUGACCUUAGCGUCCUAGAUUACUUAUCAGACUUCAUUUGCUGUCUAUAUGGGAAGCCUGGUGCAUAUGGAGUUGUUACCCUUCCUUUCUCUGUUAGAGAAGGAAUCAAUAUAUUUUUGGCUGGAUUUGUCCCCACAGAAAAUCUACGUUUUCGGGAUGAAUCUCUUACCUUCAAGGUUGCUGAGACUCCACAGGAAAGUGCUGAGGAGAUUGAAACAUAUGCACGUUAUAAGUACCCAACCAUGUCUAAAACUCAGGGAAAUUUCAAGCUUAGUGUGCUGGAGGGUGAAUUUACUGAUUCCCAAAUUGUUGUAAUGCUGGGUGAGAAUGGUACAGGGAAGACAACAUUCAUCCGCAUGCUGGCUGGUUUAUUGAAACCUGAUACCGUAGAAGGUUCUGAUGUGGAGAUACCGGAAUUUAAUGUUUCUUACAAGCCUCAGAAGAUCAGUCCAAAGUUUCAAUAUCAAGUCAGGAACUUGCUGCAUCAGAAAAUACGUGAUUCCUAUAUGCAUCCCCAGUUUGUGUCAGACGUGAUGAAGCCUCUUCAGAUUGAACAAUUAAUGGAUCAAGAAGUUGUGAAUCUUUCUGGAGGGGAGUUGCAAAGGGUUGCGUUAUGUCUAUGCCUUGGAAAGCCUGCAGAUAUUUAUCUGAUAGACGAACCAAGUGCAUAUCUUGACUCUGAGCAGCGUAUUGUUGCCUCAAAGGUUAUCAAGCGAUUCAUCCUGCAUGCAAAAAAGACUGCAUUUGUGGUCGAGCAUGAUUUUAUAAUGGCAACCUAUCUGGCAGAUAGGGUCAUUGUAUAUGAGGGAAGACCAUCCGUGGAUUGUACUGCAAACACACCACAGUCACUGUUGACUGGCAUGAAUCUUUUCCUAUCUCAUCUUAACAUCACGUUUAGGCGGGACCCAACAAAUUAUCGGCCCAGAAUCAACAAAUUGGAGUCUACUAAGGACAGGGAGCAAAAAUCUGCUGGAUCCUAUUAUUACCUGGAUGAUUAACUUUAUUAUGAAUAGUUGGUGGUUAUCAAAGAUAAAGGGCGUCAAUAUCUGCCACUUAUGGGAGCUUCACCGUGCUUUUUUGAUAUUUUGAUCAGCCAAGAGCCCCCCUUCUCAGUGGUCAAGAGGAUGAGUACAUUUGGGAGUAAUUUAUUGAUUUUCCUUUGGUAUUUAUAUGGCAAGUAUGCUUUAUUAUGUUGACCCGUUUGGCCAUGUUGGGCGAUUGAAAGAUUUCGUGAUUGUACUGUCUUUUUGGUGUAACAAUCGGUGAAUUGGACUUAAAUGUAUGAAAAUUUACUAGGGAGGAGGUACGGAGUGAAUGUCCAACAAAUUUUGUUUUGGACACGAACCUUGUUGUGGUAUCCUUUAUUGGAUCUCUCUCUUAACAUUCUCAUU
This is a messenger RNA of Camellia sinensis, 2432 nucleotides long. Its product is annotated as ABC transporter E family member 2. The record is from RefSeq and is a predicted model, not a curated record. Lineage: Eukaryota; Viridiplantae; Streptophyta; Magnoliopsida; Ericales; Theaceae. Gene Ontology annotation, molecular function: ATP hydrolysis activity; ATP binding.